AUGUCGAAUGAAACAGCUCGGCAUUCAACCAUUGCCCGCAUUCAAGGCAUCAACAAGGUCCCUGGCGUCACUCAAUAUCUAGGCAUCCAGUAUGCUACAUUGAAGGACCGCUUUUCCCGGGGAGAGCUAAUCCAGUCAUAUGCUCAAGAUAGAAUUCUCGAUGCUAGAAAAUUGGGGCCGUUACCCCUGAGCCCAGAAAAUGGUUGUGAAUGGGAGCAGAAGUUGCUUCAACACACACUUGAGUUUCCGGAAUAUCCACAAUCCGAUACCGAGUGCUUAACUCUUAACAUUGCAGUUCCUGAUAUCAAAAAGCCCAGCGCUCUGCCAAUCUUGUUAUUAGUUCAUGGCGGUGCUUUUGCUACUGGAAGUAGUUCGUAUCCGCAGUAUGAUCUCGCGCGGAUUACCAAACUUAGCUUGGAUCAGGAGAGACCAAUGGUUGUGGUGGGAAUCAAUUAUCGACUUGGAGUUCCAGGCUUCCUCACCUCCUCGGCCAUGAGAGCUGCCGGAUAUAAGCCAAAUAAUGGCUUAGAUGAUCAGAAACUCGCAUUCCGUUGGAUCAAGCGUCACAUCAGCAGUUUCAGUGGAGACCCUGGCAGGAUUACCUUUAUUGGAGAAAGCGCAGGAGGUGCAUCUGGAUGCUUCCAUCUCCACUCCGAUGAGCCCCUAUUUCAUCGACUUAUCUCGAUGAGCGGAACAUCUCUGCUUCGUGCGCGCCGUCCGGAGUUAUUGGAGAAGUCAUUUAGCAGAAUUGUCGACAUCUUUGGGUGGAAUAAUCUUUCGCCGGGAGAACAAGUGCAGGAGCUGCUAGAUUUGCCGAUGGAUGAACUGAGAGCCAAAGUUGGCCGUCAAAUUCCCAUUGGGCCAAUGGUAGAUGGCGACAUUAUCCCCGAGAUUACAACGUUCCAAACUCUGGCGAACGAUGCCGAAGUCAAGAGGGUCUUCCCGGGGAUUGAGCAUUGUAAGAAAAUCAUUAUGGGCGAUUGCCAAAUGGACGCCAUGGCCCUUGCUCCCCGUCUGGUAGCCCGUACGGACAUCCUUUCCCAGACGUUCGUCAACUGUCUAUCCACUGUCUUUGAUAGUGUGGAUACUAGCAUCGCACACAAAAUCGCCCGGGCAUAUGGGCUCGACCCAACUUCCCACUCCAACGAUACCGAAUCCAAGCAAAAUAUUUUGGAGUUCGGGAACGACAUUUGUUUCGCCGCGGCAGCUCGAUCCUUUGCAAAGGCGUGGAGCGCGUCAUCGGUACCGGAUACCGAAUCCCUUCUGUACAUGUUCAAUUGUCGCAAUCCGUGGGAAGGCCCCUGGAAGGGUCAUGCCACGCAUAUUCUGGAUAUUGCGUUCGUGUUGAUGAACUAUGCGGAGUAUACUGACAAGGGUCAGCAAUGCGCCGCGGAGCGCUUUGCUGAGGAUAUCAUCAGCUUCGUCAAUGGAGAAAGGCCAUGGGAGCGGUAUCAACACGAUAAUGCAGAGGGUUCGAUGGUUUAUGAUGCUCCAAUGGAAGGGGCCGAAGACUUGUCAAGGUUUGUGAAGGAUGGUACAUCGUCCAGUACAGGAAGAAGGAAUUUCCUGCAGAAAAUAGUCCCGCCAGAGUUGUUUGAUCGGUUGAUGGAUGCCUGGCAGAUGUUCAUGGCUGGUCCUUGA
Penicillium paradoxum is the source of this 1641-nucleotide messenger RNA. Its product is annotated as Alpha/Beta hydrolase protein. The coding region runs from base 1 to 1641 and encodes 546 amino acids. The transcript is spliced from 5 exons. NCBI's taxonomy places the organism in Eukaryota, Fungi, Ascomycota, Eurotiomycetes, Eurotiales, Aspergillaceae. The record is from RefSeq and is a predicted model, not a curated record.